CAGUUGCAAGAUGGCCGACACCUUGACGUAUUGUUUUGAGGACGGCGAGUUGUUUAGUUAGUGUACAUCUAUGAGCCAACCCGUUAGUCCAGGCGUAUUUUCUUUCGCUAAACUGAAUUACACCGAGUUUUGCACGUAUUUUCCACACUGUAAUGGGUGACAAAGUUUGCUGCCUGUCCAGGCCUUAAUUCUUUCACACUUCUCGUAUUUCCAGCAACUCACUGACUGUUGAUUAAACAUUUAUCGUUCUAAUUUUCUUUGAGGCAGUCAAGGCGGAGUUUAUGACGUCAAAGAGGUAGUACAGGUAAGACUUUGAACACGGAAGGAAAUAUAACAAAGGACAAUUACUGCAAAGUGGUAUCAUGGGACAUAAAACCACCAAAGAGGACGUUGAGAGACAGUUCAAUGAUGUCAUUUCAAGAUUGCAGUCCAAGCAGUUGUUCCAGUCUGAAUGGGACUUUGGCUUUGCUGUUGUCUUAUUGGUCUUUAUUGGUUUGAUCCUACUUAUGGUCCUCCUGGUCCUCAUUCGGUGCUGUUGCUGCUGCUGUGAUGAAAAGCCUAAACGUCAUAAAGUUGGAAUAGACAACAUGUCUUUGGAACCAUGACAGCUGAACAACAACCUGGAGAGUUUUCAUCAACUCUUGUGCUAAACAUUUCAAAAUGUGAUUUCACUGCUUUCACACCCAAUUAAUUCUUUAUUUGCUCUUGUGAAUUUCAAUAAUUGUUGUACCUGAUAUGGGUUCAUCUCACAAAAUACAGUUACCCAUAGUUUUGAUUGCACUUCAUUUGAUUUGCUUUUAGUACUGAAAAUGCUGUGAUUGUUUCAU
This is a messenger RNA of Syngnathoides biaculeatus (alligator pipefish), 827 nucleotides long. RefSeq names its product small integral membrane protein 22 (gene smim22). Bases 363 to 605 code for a protein of 80 amino acids. Gene Ontology annotation, biological process: regulation of cell population proliferation. The transcript has 4 exons. NCBI's taxonomy places the organism in Eukaryota, Metazoa, Chordata, Actinopteri, Syngnathiformes, Syngnathidae. The record is from RefSeq and is a predicted model, not a curated record.